AUGGCACAGGCAACACCAACACCGGAAAUGAAGUCGGAAUGUAACAACGAAGGGCUAAUAUUUUUUGUUUUUGGUAGAAAUAAUUCCGUGGUAGACACACAACUCGAUGAAGAGUGUGCAUACGCGGCACCGUCGGCAACUCCUCCGCUGCAAGUAUCCCCGAGGGAAAACAGUAACAACGAACAGAUCAUAGAUUUAACUACGGAUACAACUCCUACGGAUCCUCUGGCGCCAACAACUUCGCCGGAAACGGAAGCGGCUCCUGCGGUCACGCGAGAAAACGAUGACGGACUGCCAAAAAGAGGACGUUGGCACGCUCUGACGCAGACGCCGGACGCAUCGGCCAAGUCCCUUUCGGGAAAGAGACGGAUAGAGGGAGAUCAAGGCAAGAUCCCUAUCGAGAGUUCAGCUGCGAAGCGGAGGAGGAUACCUCGGGCAGAGGAUGAGGAUCAGUUUAAAGCGGCAUGUGCAAAGUUGUUGCCACGUGACUCCGCUCUGCUGGUCUCGGCGUGCAUCAGCGCCCGCGAGAGACGCAAGACUCGGAAGGAUUUCAAGGACAGGCAGCUCGCGCUCCAGCUGUUCCUCAUGGCACCAAGCGCGUACGAAUUUUACCGGCCGCUCUGCCAGCUGCCGACCGUGCGUCGGUUGCAGAAGCACAUCCGCGACUGGGACGUGCAGCCUGGACUGAACGACAACGUGAUGAACGCGUUGCGCUCGAAGCUGAAGUCGCUGCCGCCGAUGAAGAGACGCUGCUGCCUGUGCGCCAGCGAGAUGCGGCUGCGGCCUCACCUCUUCUACAACCUGUCGCGCGACAGGAUCGUCGGAUUCUACAACACCGGCACGGAGAAGCGCCGCUCGCUCGCCAGGAAAGCGUUGGUGCUGGUGGCACGCAGCUUGGCCGGCGACUGGGAGCAACCGGUCGCUUACUACUUCCAGGACGGCGUGUCUCACGCCGGCGUCGUGAGGAAUUUGAUCCUCCAAGCGAUAGCUGCACUGCGGGGCAUCGGCGCAAAUGUGCACGCCCUGGUUACCAGCACGGCUCCGACAUUUCUACGACUGUCACGGGAAUUGGGGAUCUCCACGGAGCGCCCGUCCUUCCCGGUGAACGACGAGAGCGUGUUCUACAUCUUCGACGUUCCGCGUCUGAUGAGAACGACCAGGAACGUUUUUACGCGCCACCAGCUGCGCUUUCGCGACCAGAAGGCCUCGUGGAAGGACGUCGAGCUGUUCUUCAGACGCGACAGUCAGAUGCGGCUGCCGCUGGUGCCAGAACUCGCCACGAGCUACUUCCAGCCCGGCAAAACCAGCCGGAAAACGAAGACCGAGUAUGCCGUUCGGGUGCUCGGCAGCAACGUAGCGGCGGGUCUGAGCGCCCACGUUGCGUCCGGCGUGCUGCCGUUGACAGCGAUCGGAACGAUGGAGUUCGUGCUGUACUUCAGUCGGCUGUACGAUCUUCUAAGCUCCCGCGAGUCGGCGAGGACCAAUACCAAAGAAUUCGGUCAGGCUUUCACGGGAAGCACGCACGAGAUCUGCUUCUUGCAGCGCGCGCUCGAGUUUUUGCGAUCGAUCCAGGUGAUCGACGCGACUGGCGCGUGUGUGAGAUCGAUCAAGUGCUUCGAUCGCUGGCAGAUCACGGUCAACGCCGUGAUCCAGCUGUGGGACACGUUGAAGGAGCACCUACCGGCCUUGCGCACGGCGAGGCUGAGCCAGGAGGGCAUCGAGCGCGUCUUUUGCUCCAUCAGGCGGCAGAGUGGGAAUCGCGCUCGGCUCACGCCCAUCCUGUUCACUCGUGCGUUCAAGAACCUCAUUGGCGAGCACCUCGCCGAGCGCUCGGGCGAGGAUGAUUCCGUGGCGAGUGCGCGGAGGAUGCUGAAGCGAAUAGCGUCAUCGUCAUCGUCUCCCUCGCUCCUCCCCAAGGCCAACGAGGCUUCAGCCGUCGCACCCCGGGUAGCCCUGGACGUCGGGGCGACGAGCCAUCGCGACAUCGAUCUGCAGAGUCUGUACGAGAGAAACGCGUUCAGGCGCGUGUGCGACUUCCUGCUGAGCGAGUGCUUGCGUGCGCACGCCGGCUGCAGCGUGUGCGCUGCCUGCGCCACCAGGGAAACCAUCAACGAUUCGAUCGCCAAGAACGCGUCGAACGCCUCCUUCAGCCUGUUCAUUUCAGGCCUGGAGGACGUGUUCAUGCGCAACUUCGAGCAGCUCUCGAACGAGGAAGGCGUGGGCUCGCGGAUGCUGCGGCUCGCGCAGCAGAUCGAGUACCGACCGCCCUGUCCAGACUUCCCGGUCGAUCUGCUGAUCAAGCUGUUCCUACGCAUGCGAAUAUACUUCACGUUGUUGCGGCACAAUAAGAUCUGCAGGGACGUGGAGACGCGCGACUCCCUGAACGUGGUGCAGUUGUGAGUUGCCCGCGUCACGCCUACGUUCGUUUCUCAUUAUUUAUUGUAUUUUUAAUGAGGCAUCUUCGUUUUUUUUAUUACAAUUUCUAUUUCCUCUAUGUCAAUUACCGUUUUAUAUCACGCAGGAGAGAUUUUAUUUCUUAAUACGACGUUACGUAGCGUUUGAUCGCGUGAGUUCAAUGGUCCGCGCUGAGUAAUCAGCCGAGUUCCGCAAAUUUCAUGCCUGGCAUUCGUGGAAAAGUGUUUUCGCUCGUGCUAAAUGCAAAUCUGCUGAGAAUAGAUCGAAAUUCACGAGUGUACUCUUAGUCGUAAUUUCACGACAGUAUUUUUAUCAUCUGCGGAAUAUUCUUGAUUAAUUUAAUGUUCGAUUCAAUACUCAUCAUCGAGUAUUUAAAAUGUGUAAGACGUGAUUACAUUUUGUUUACUUUAGCAUUCUUUUUAAGAGAAAACUUUUUGUUGAAUGCUCUAGAUUAAACGUGAUCAGAAAAUUUAUUUUGAACAGACGAAGCAUGUGUGUAACUUACGAUAUUAAAAAUUCGCAAUACCAUUAUAAUUAUAUUAUAAUUUUAUGCCUGCAACGGGAUAUCCAAGUACAGAUAGCGCAGAUUAUUAAGGGGGGAGCCUGCUUUAGAACGCUGAAAA
This is a messenger RNA of Ooceraea biroi (clonal raider ant), 3038 nucleotides long. RefSeq lists its product as uncharacterized. The record is from RefSeq and is a predicted model, not a curated record. NCBI's taxonomy places the organism in Eukaryota, Metazoa, Arthropoda, Insecta, Hymenoptera, Formicidae.